Anoplopoma fimbria (sablefish) is the source of this 1823-nucleotide messenger RNA. It is a transcript of the gene usp21, whose product is annotated as ubiquitin specific peptidase 21. Gene Ontology annotation, biological process: protein deubiquitination. The record is from RefSeq and is a predicted model, not a curated record. Bases 1 to 1215 code for a protein of 404 amino acids. Gene Ontology annotation, molecular function: cysteine-type deubiquitinase activity. Gene Ontology annotation, cellular component: cytoplasm. NCBI's taxonomy places the organism in Eukaryota, Metazoa, Chordata, Actinopteri, Perciformes, Anoplopomatidae. The transcript has 11 exons.
AUGCCCGGAGCCAGUGGCGUCAAUGUUGAGGGCUCUUGUGAGGCUCUGUGUCGAAACCUGGUCUCCCAGAAAGGCCUCCAGAGAGAGACGGCCGACAUCUCCCAGUCUGUUCUCUACACCUCACUGAUGGGCUUGCUUCUGGUUACCGACAACGAGAAAGAGCAACUCUCCAUAGGAAGUGGAAGGGUUGGCCUUAGAAACAUAGGAAACACAUGUUUCCUGAACGCAGUAGUCCAGUGUUUGUCUCACACACGUAGCCUACGGGACUACAGCCUCAUCAUGUCCUAUAGGGCUGAGAAGUUCUCCAAAGAGGAGGCCAAGCUCAUGGAGGCUUUCUCUCAGGUGCUGUCAGGCCUUUGGGAUGUAAAUGAAGGGGACACAGUUGUAAAUCCACGACAGUUUUACAGUAUUUUUAAAGAAGCGGUUCCUCACUUCAGUGGAUACAGUCAACAGGAUGCGCAGGAGUUCCUCAGGUUCCUAUUGGACAAGCUGCACACAGAAAUCAACCGCAGACCCUAUGUUCGACGAACAGGAAAGGAGCCUGAACAGAAAUGUGCCAGAUUUAGAAUUUCAGAGGAGGCAGCUGCCAUGUGGAAGAAGCACUUGGAGAGAGAUGACAGCAGAAUAGUCGACCUGUUCUCAGGCCAGCUGAGGAGCUCGCUGCAUUGCUCAGUGUGCUCCCACUACUCCAACACUUUCGAUGUGUUCUGUGAUCUUUCGCUACCGAUCCCCAAGAGGAGCUCUUCUGGGCGGGUCACGCUGAGGGAAUGCCUGGACCUCUUCUCUCAGGAGGAGAAACUGGACAAGGAAAACUCACCAAUGUGUGAGAGGUGUAACAGGCAUACAGAAUGCACCAAGCGGCUUUCCAUCCAGAGGUUUCCCCAGGUCAUUGUUAUCCAUCUGAACCGCUUUACGACGUCACGAUGGUCUAUUAGUAAAAGCACAGUGUACGUGUCCUUCCCACUCACCAACCUGGACCUUGGACGCUACGGGCCCGUCGACUGCGGCCCAGUUCUGUAUGAUUUAUAUGCAAUAUGUAACCACGCUGGGACGGUGAACAUGGGCCACUACACAGCCUGCUGUUCAGACGAAAAUGGUUGGUGCUUCUACAAUGACUCGAGUGUGACUCCAGUCUCAGAGAACCAGCUUCAGACGAAUCAAGCAUAUGUGCUGUUCUACCAGCGCAGCAACAGCACCGCCACAGUCAGGAAAUAGACCUGAGACUGGUUGAGCCAAUCAGCCAAUCAGAGCAUCUUUACCUCCAGUGUCCAUAGAAACAAAUGGAAGCAGCAUUGCUGUAACCCUGGAAUAUAUGAACAGCUCAAUCUCAGUGAGCAUGCCUUCAAAUGAACUCGAAAGAGGAGGAAAACGAAGCAACACUCACUUUAAAGGGGGCUUGAAGAGGCGAUCUCCCUUCCUGAGUCAUGAAGAUGCUUUUGAAGAGUCUCAGUGAGAGAGCUGAGAAAGCUCAGAAAGACUGCAGUGCAGCCUUAAGAGUCUCUGUGCCAUACUUGUCUGGCAGGAGUGAGCGGUGUACUUGCACAUGAUGCUGAGCGCUUUAUGUAAGAUAAUUGUGAGUCAUGCUUGCGAUGCAACAUAAACUCAAAUAUACAAAAAUAAAUCUUGGGUGGAAUAGAAAUUAGGCAACAUUUGAUGACUCAAUUGUGACAUAGGAUUUCAAUAUAAGCUACAAUUUUGUGAAAUUGUACAGUACUUAAACUCUAUACAUAAAUAUCUGUAGCCAAUACUAUAUAUAUGCUGUCAUUUUAUGCUAAUCUCCCUACACAUGGAGAGUUGGCCAUAAAACAUUAAAAUGGGCUAUA